Molecule: messenger RNA, 2465 nt
Organism: Papaver somniferum (opium poppy)
Lineage: Eukaryota; Viridiplantae; Streptophyta; Magnoliopsida; Ranunculales; Papaveraceae
Product: NAD-dependent malic enzyme 62 kDa isoform, mitochondrial-like
Exons: 19
Coding region: 200-2086 (628 amino acids)
Biological process (GO): malate metabolic process; pyruvate metabolic process
Cellular component (GO): mitochondrion
Molecular function (GO): NAD binding; malate dehydrogenase (decarboxylating) (NAD+) activity
Source: RefSeq, a predicted model, not a curated record
AAAGUCAGAAGAAGAAAAGUCUACUCUCUACUGCGAAUCAACAAUCAACGCGGUGCUUCUCUUCUUUCUGUAAAAUCAAUGGCCGUUGUCUUCUUUGUCGUCUCCCACUAGAAUUUUAAUCGAUCUUACCCUAUAAUUCUUCUUCAUCUUCUUCUUCUUCUGAGUUUCCAUCCCAGUAGAAUUAACAAAAUCUUCAAAAAUGUGGAAUGCGAAUUCACAAUUGCGACUAUGUUCAUCAAUACUGAGACAAAGAAUCAAACAACAACAGCAAGAAUUCCUAAUUGGUACAUCGAUUAGAAGAUCUUUUACUACAACUGAAGGAUCUAGACCUACUAUCAUUCAUAAACGGAGUAUUGAUAUCCUUCAUGAUCCUUGGUUUAAUAAGGGUACUGCUUUUUCAAUGACGGAGAGAGAUCGACUUGAUCUUCGUGGUCUUCUUCCUCCUAAUGUUAUGAGUUCUCAACAACAAAUUGAGAGAUUCAUGGCCGACUUGAAAAGGCUAGAGGAGCAAGCAAGAGAUGGACCAAAUGAUCCAUAUGCAUUGGCUAAGUGGCGUAUCCUUAACAGGUUGCACGACAGAAAUGAGACUAUGUACUACAAGGUUUUGAUUGACAAUAUUGCAGAAUACGCACCUAUAGUGUAUACACCAACAGUUGGACUAGUUUGCCAGAAUUACAGUGGUUUGUUUAGAAGGCCAAGAGGAAUGUAUUUUAGUGCACAAGAUCGUGGAGAAAUGAUGUCUAUGGUUUAUAAUUGGCCUGCGGAACAGGUUGAUAUGAUCGUGGUGACAGAUGGAAGCAGAAUAUUAGGUCUUGGAGAUCUUGGAGUUCAGGGCAUUGGAAUUUCCAUUGGGAAGCUAGAUCUGUAUGUCGCUGCUGCUGGGAUAAAUCCUCAGAGAGUGCUUCCUGUGAUGAUUGAUGUCGGAACUAACAACGAGAAGCUUCUCAAAGAUCCUCUGUACUUGGGAUUGCAACAAAACCGUCUCGAGGGUGAGGAGUACAUUUCAAUUAUUGAUGAAUUUAUGGAGGCUGUUUUUACCCGAUGGCCACAUGUGAUAGUACAGUUUGAAGAUUUCCAGACCAAGUGGGCCUUUAAAUUGUUGCAGCGCUACAGAAAUACCUAUCGUAUGUUUAAUGAUGAUGUUCAGGGAACUGCGGGAGUUGCAAUAGCUGGUCUUUUGGGAGCUGUUAGAGCACAGGGAAAACCGAUGACCGAGUUUCCAAAACAAAAGAUUGUAGUUGCUGGCGCUGGAAGUGCAGGAAUAGGAGUUCUUAAUGCCGCAAGGCAGACCAUGUCAAGGAUGUCAGGAAAUAACGAAGCUUCGUUUGAAAGUUCUAGGAGUCAGUUCUGGGUUGUUGAUGCCAAUGGACUUAUUGCCGAGGAUCGUCCAAAUAUUGAUCCAGAUGCUCUGCCAUUUGCAAGGACAGUCAAAGAACUUGGUCCCCUGGGGCUACAAUCAGGAUCAAGUCUAGUAGAUGUGGUUCGUCAAGUAAAGCCUGAUGUGCUUCUUGGAUUAUCUGCAGUAGGAGGCUUAUUUUCAACUGAGGUGUUGGAAGCCCUCAAGGGUUCAACUUCGUCCAGACCAGCUAUUUUUGCCAUGUCAAACCCUACCAAAAAUGCUGAAUGCACCCCUGACGAAGCAUUUGCGGUUCUGGGUGGUGAUAUAAUAUUUGCAAGUGGGAGCCCUUUCAAGGAUGUGGAUUUAGGAGAUGGUCGAAUUGGGCACUGCAACCAGGGAAACAACAUGUACCUAUUCCCAGGGAUAGGGCUUGGUACACUCUUAUCUGGAUCUCGUAUCGUCUCUGAUGGCAUGCUACAGGCUGCUGCUGAAUGCUUGGCAGCAUAUAUUACAGAGAAAGAGGUUCUCAACGGGACAAUUUUUCCUUGUGUUUCCAGCAUCCGUGAUAUCACAAAACAGGUAGCAGCAGCAGUUGUUAAGGAAGCAAUAGAAGAAGAUCUAGCAGAGGGAUACCGUGAUAUGGAUGCUCGAGAGCUCCAAAAACUAAGUCAGGAGGAAAUUUUAACGUAUGUGCAGAACAAUAUGUGGAGUCCCCAAUAUCCAACUAUGGUAUACAAAAAAGACUGAGAACUCCGCAUCUUUCUCUGAAUCUGUUGGUAGCCAUGAUGGUGUCUGCUAGCUCUUGUGUGAAGGAAGAGGUGUGGUAGCUAGGAUGUAUCCCGGUUUCUUCUUAAGACUCCAUCUCAGAGAAUGUUAUAUCUUGUGAUUAAAAUUUACUUAAUGUUUAGUUUCCCACGUGCUGUAACAAUUUUUCAUAAUGACCCGGCAGUCAGUUUGUGCCUACAUCCUGUAAGCAGCUGGGAUCAUUUCAUAAGAUAAGUGAAAAUAGGGCCUCCAUUUUCUUCCCUGUAAAUUCAGCGUGAAAAUGCUACAGAUUACUUGAUCUUGUUAAUUUUUCUUCUUGUUGUAAAUGCUUAAGAUAUUUCUGUUAUUUGGAUUGUCGCCA